Molecule: messenger RNA, 348 nt
Organism: Solanum stenotomum
Lineage: Eukaryota; Viridiplantae; Streptophyta; Magnoliopsida; Solanales; Solanaceae
Exons: 2
Coding region: 1-348 (115 amino acids)
Source: RefSeq, a predicted model, not a curated record
AUGGCUUAUGAGUUAGAAUUGCCUUCGGGGCUAGAAUUUGUUCAUCCAGUUUUCCAUGUAUCGAUGCUACGGAAAUGCAUAGGAGACCCUUAUCGGGUUGACCCAGUUGAGGAUGUUCAGAUAACAGAGGAUUUGUCCUAUGAGGAAACUCCAGUUGCCAUAUUAGAUCGACAGGAUAUGCCUCCUCAAAGAGCUUAUGUGGGAAGGAAUGUAGGUAACAAUAUGGAGCCCGAGGUUCCUCAUGUACCGGUCCAACAAGUAUCACAUGUUGAGUUCCGAACUGCUUUCCAAGUGUUGACCCAAGCUUUGAGGUUCCAAACUAAUAAGGAGGCCAUUUUGUCCCGGUAA